Messenger RNA from Myotis daubentonii (Daubenton's bat), 3121 nucleotides. RefSeq names its product nuclear body protein SP140-like. The coding region runs from base 242 to 1558 and encodes 438 amino acids. NCBI's taxonomy places the organism in Eukaryota, Metazoa, Chordata, Mammalia, Chiroptera, Vespertilionidae. Gene Ontology annotation, cellular component: nucleus. Gene Ontology annotation, molecular function: DNA binding; protein binding; DNA-binding transcription factor activity, RNA polymerase II-specific. Gene Ontology annotation, biological process: regulation of transcription by RNA polymerase II. The transcript is spliced from 18 exons. The record is from RefSeq and is a predicted model, not a curated record.
CCAUGGGCUCCUUGGCCCCAUUCUGAGACACUAAGGGUUUUUUCUCUUCUGUGCAGUGAUCAGCAGUGAUGAAGAUGAGUCCCCCAAAGCCUCUACCUCGGAACAAAGAAGGAGGCCUGAGCCCCUGGAUUUGAGAACAUCACCCACACGCAGGAAAGGACUUUGGCAAAAUGGGAGAGAUCAUGAAGAGUGUUCUGAGUCCAGUGCAGAUGAGACGCCCCCGGCAAUCAGGAGUUAUACAAUGAGAAGUGAUCCUGAUGAGGAGGAUUCCCCAGAUAUUGGAAACCAAUCUACUUUGAAGAUGAGCAAUAAGAAAAGACGGAUCAGCAGUGGUGACUCCUCAGAAUGGAGUAAUGGAGAAGAGCCUCAGGAAACUUGUAGUUCAGCCCUCAGAAAUGGAUCAGGAGCAGAACUCCAAGGACUUGGAAAUCAGAAGUGUUCCUGUGUCGUGUGUUCACCAAGUGUUGUGCCAAGAGGCCAAGAAGCAAGGUCUGAAUGUAGCCAAACAUCUGACAUGAUGGAUACUGUGGAUAUUGGAAGCAGUUCUAUUUUGGAAAAACACAGUGGGAAACGAAGAAAAAAGAGAAGGCACAUAAGUAAAAAAACCAGUCCCCAAAAAGUGAGAAGCAGAGGCAGAGAUAGAAUGCAGUCUCUGAAUAACAGAGUCCCAAGGAAAAGAAGCAAACCAAAAGGGACAAAAGCAGUCAACACCAGGCCUUUGAAAAGAAGCAGAAAAAGAGGUCCAAGAAUUCCCAGAGAUAAACAUAUGAACUUUAAAUGCUCUAUACUUCCCGUGACCUGUGGUCCAGCAAAGGGGAUGUUAUAUAAAGAGAAAAUGAAACAAGGAAUCUCAGCAAAGUGUAUAAAGACAAAUGAUGGGAAGGAGCUCACCCUCAAGGAAUUUGAAAUUGAAGGAAACCACAGAAGGUCCAAGAAUUGGAGGCUGAGUGUGCGCUGCGGUGGAUAUCCCCUUAAAUGCCUGAUUCAGAAAGGAUUUCUACCCGACCCACCAAGAACAAGAAAGAUAAUACCAGAUUAUCACAGUGAUAACAUUAUUGACCCAUAUCCAGAAAACUCAAAUAUAUGUGAGAUGUGCCAUAAAGGAGGAAUGCUAUUUUGCUGUGAUACUUGUCCAAGAUCCUUUCAUGAGACAUGCCACAUCCGUCAUAUUGAUCCUGACAGGGUCCCAUGGAGUUGCAUCUUCUGCGAGAUAAAGUUUAUUCAGAAAAUGUGUCCAGAAAGUCAGCCAUGUCAUCAGGAGUCAGAGAUCCUAGAAAGGAAGAUGCUGCAUGAGGAGUACUUGAAAUGUGAGUUCCUCCUCUUGAAGGUCUAUCGCUGGUCAAAAAGCUCCUUUUUUAUCCAAAAACCAUAUUAUAGUAAAAAGCGAUCUCAGAGCCUGACGAAGUGCAUGUGGUUAAACAAAAUCAGAGAAACAUUGGCUUCAAAGUUGUACCUCCAAGUGAAGGAUUUUGUGCAGGACAUGCGCCUCAUCUUUCAGAACCACAGGAAAAUUUAUGAGGUAAGUGGCUGUCCCUGCAUCCCUUUUUCUUUCGAUUAAGUCACUUUGCCUUUCCUCUUCUCAUAUCAGGUAAAUGUUACAACUUUCCUCAUCAGGCGGCAAGCACACACAAGUAAAAACUCUAGAAGGAUUCUAAAAGCCCUGUGGUCUACAGAGGUGAAAAUGUAAUAAUCAACCAGAGGUAUCAUUGCAAACACUGUCCUAGGACCUCAGAGUCUGCUCACUGCUAGAUAGCCGAUUUUCUCCCAGAAAACAGUAGACUGCAGAUCUAGUCCCUCCACAGGAAACAGAAGUGCUUUUUAAAGGCAACCAGUGUUUCUCUUCUCUAAAGGAAGAUACCAAAUCAAAUUUCUCAAAUUUCAAAAUCUUGGAUUUCUUUACAUCCAAAUCCCCUAGUGCUGUGUCAAAAAGUUAACAAGGCCCUAGCCCGUGGUAGGCAAACUGCGGCUCCCGAGACACAUGUGGCUCUUCGGCUCCUUGCGUGUGGCUCUUCCUAAGCCUUAGGAGUACCCUAAUUAAGUUAAUUACAAUGUACCUACCUAUAUAGUUUAAGUUUAAAAAAUUUGGCUCUCAAAAGAAAUUUCAAUCAUUGUACUGUUGAUAUUUGGCUCUGUUGACUAAUGAGUUUGCAGACCACUGCGGCCUAGCCGGUUUGGCUCAGUGAAUACAGCGUCAGCCUGUGGACCAACAGGUCCAAGGUUCAGUUCCAAUCAAGAGCAAGUACCUCAGUUGCAGGCCCAGGCUCUGGUCAGGGCUCGUGAAGGAGGCAACCAAUCAAUGUGUUUCUCUCACAUCUAUGUUUCUCUGUCUUUCCCUCUCACUUCCACUCUCCCAAAAACCAACAACAGCAAAAAUCAACGGAAAAAUAGCCUCGAUUGGAAAAAUAGCCUCGGGUGAGGAUUAACACACACACACACACACACACACACACAUUAACAAGGAUUGCCUCAAGGGGUGAGAAUGAAGGGAGAGGAAGGCACAAUGAAUUUACUGUAGACAUUUCCAUACUACUAUAUUGUUGCAAAUAAUAUGUGCUGUGCUCAAAACUCAAAUAACUUCUAUUUUGUCAAAUUAAAUCAAUCAAUUUUUGGUGAAGAAUUAGGCUGCAAGAUAGUACUAUUUUUGCUUCUCUGUCUUCCAGAUAAAGAGAAAUUAUCAAGCUAUCAGGGAAUAUUAGCUAUUCCUAACUGGAUGAAGUCUCACUUAACAUUUGGGGGUGGCCUAAAAUGAAGAUCUUGAUUACCUGAAACUUUGGGUAAUUGGCAAUGGCUAAUAUUCUUUUUCUCUUCGUUUUUUCAGGGCCACAAAUUCAUCAUGUUGGGAAUUCAAAUACAGGCCGAAUUUGAGAAAAACUUCAAAGUCAUUUUUGGAAUUCAGUAAAUCAGCAAGAACAGUUCUCAGUCCGAGCCCAUUACUUUGUGAUUCUUGUCCAUUUUUGUUUCCCCCUUCAGAGCCUCCAGCAGUACAUGGUCAAGUGCACGUGGUCCCGCUGACCAUUCUGCCUAAUGAUAUGCGAAAACAAUCACAUCACACUUCUUUUUUCAAACUUAUUUUGUCGUCAUUUCAGCUCAUUUAUUUUUCUAAAUAGAAAAUGUAAAAUUG